This is a messenger RNA of Theobroma cacao (cacao), 2844 nucleotides long. Its product is annotated as G-type lectin S-receptor-like serine/threonine-protein kinase At4g27290. Gene Ontology annotation, biological process: recognition of pollen; protein phosphorylation. NCBI's taxonomy places the organism in Eukaryota, Viridiplantae, Streptophyta, Magnoliopsida, Malvales, Malvaceae. Gene Ontology annotation, molecular function: protein serine/threonine kinase activity; ATP binding. The record is from RefSeq and is a predicted model, not a curated record.
ACAACCAUUGAUCUUUGUGGAUACUGUUUUUGGCAUUUGAAUUGUUCAGCACAAAUUGUCGUUCAGUAGAUGGCUACUGAACAGCAAAUCAUUCCAUCAGAAAUCACCGUAUCUGAACUUCCAGCAAAGUUUCAAUAUAAAAAUAAUAUGAAGUAGAAUUUCGUUGAAUUUUCACUAUUAAAGCUUAGUUGGUCAACCGAUCUUCUCUGGUUGAUGAAACGACCCAAAAACCAGUCGUCCACAACAAGAAUUUCGUCUUCUGCCUCGAUUUCCUACAACAUGAAAGAUAAGCGGUUUCCUUUCAUUCUCGCAUCCUGCAAUAUUUUCUUUUCUUUCAUCGCAACAACAGCAACACUAACAACAGAUAUCUUAGCAGCAAAUAGCACCCUGAAAGAUGGACAGACCUUGGUCUCCCCCGGCCGAAUCUUUGAACUUGGGUUUUUCAGUCCAGGCAACUCCAGUCAUAGGUACCUAGGCAUAUGGUACAAGAACAUACCCCUCACCGUUGUCUGGGUUGCUAACAGGAAUAGCCCCAUCACUAGUACCGCGGGAUCACUGGUGUUUAGCCCUCAGGGUUCACUCUCUCUGCUUAAUGAUACAGUUUUUGUUUGGUCUGUUAAUGUCACCAGGGUCUUGAGCAACCCUAUCCUGCAGCUGCUAGACAAUGGCAACCUUGUGUUGACUGACAGCAGCGGUGCUUAUAUAUGGCAAAGUUUUGAUUACAUAACUGAUAAUUUAUUGCCUGGAAUGAAACUCGGAUGGAAUCUCAAGACAGGUUUGAACCGUUAUAUGACAUCGUGGAUUGACACAGAUGACCCAGCAGCCGGGCAAUUCACGGUCAGCCUGGAACAACCCGAGACUCCACAGUUCGUUGUCAGGGAGGGGACCCAGAAACAGAACAGGUGGGGUCCAUGGGAUGGGGUCAGGUUCAGUGGUGGCAAAAGGCUGAAGCCCAAUCCUGUUUAUUUACCAAUGUUUAAUUCAAGCCCUGAAGAGAUUUACUACUCGUUCGAAGUUAUAGAAAGUUCAGUUUUGUCAAGGUUUGUGGUGACACCGCUAGGUUUAAUUCAGCAUCUCACAUGGAACAACCAUAGCAAUGAGUGGGUAGUUAUAGUGUCUCCGCAACGAGAUGCUUGUGACAGAUACGAGUUGUGUGGAUCUUAUGGGAAUUGCUAUAGUAGUGAUCCUAAUUGUAGGUGUUUGAAAGGUUUUAAGCCCAAGUCACCAGAGGAUUGGCGGUUGAUAGAUUGGUCAGGAGGGUGUGUUAGGAAUCGGGAUUUAAAUUGCAGUAAUGCUGAUGGCUUUGUUAAGUACGAACGAAUGAAGUUGCCUGAUAAUGCACAUUUAGCAGCAAAUAGGAGUCUGAGCCUUGAGGAAUGUGAAGCAGAGUGUCAGAAGAAUUGUUCUUGCAUGGCUUACACCAGGAUAGAUAUUCAUGGAAAUGGGAGAGACUGCAUACUGUGGUUUGGUGAUUUGGUUGACUUGAGGAAAUAUCCUGAGGGAGAGGACCUCUAUAUUCGAAUGGCAAGGGCAGAAUUAGAAUCAAUUUCAGAUGCUAAGAGGAAAGAGAAAGUGAAGAUAGCUUUAGUCAUCACCAUGUUAUCAGUUUUUGGCAUGCUUCUUUUUGGAGUUGCAGGGUGGUGCAAUUUUCAAGUGAGGGGAAAGAUGAGAGCUAGAAAUGGAAACAAUAUGUUCUGGGAUGCUAAAGAACAAUAUCAGAAGGAAGACCUGGAACUACCACUUUUUGAUCUUAGUACUGUUUCGGCAGCCACUAGUAAAUUCUCUUUUGAGCAAAAGAUUGGGGAGGGUGGAUUUGGUCCAGUGUACAAGGGUGUUUUACCCACUGGAAAGGAAAUUGCAGUGAAGAGGCUCUCAAAGAAUUCUGGACAAGGCCUCCAAGAGUUCAAGAAUGAAGUUAUUCUGAUUUCUAAACUACAACACCGUAACCUUGUUAAGCUUUUGGGAUGUUGUAUUCAAGGAGAAGAAAGAAUGUUAAUCUAUGAGUAUUUGCCAAACAAAAGCUUGGACUGCUUCCUAUUUGAUAAAACAAGGAGAAACUUUUUAGGUUGGAAGAAGCGCUUUGAAAUUGUCAUGGGGAUUGCCAGAGGGCUUCUUUACCUACAUCAAGACUCUAGAUUAAGAAUUAUACACAGGGAUCUCAAAGCAAGCAACAUCUUAUUAGAUGACCAGAUGCACCCCAAAAUUUCAGAUUUUGGCAUAGCAAAAAUUUUUGGAGGAGAAAGGACACAAGAAAAGACCAGAAGAGUAAUUGGAACAUAUGGUUAUAUGUCUCCAGAAUAUGCAAUGAGCGGACGCUUUUCAGUGAAAUCGGAUGUAUUCAGCUACGGGGUUUUGGUGUUAGAGAUAGUAAGUGGCAAAAAAAACUGGGGAUUUCGUCACCCUGACCAUGAUCUAAGCCUUCUGGGACAUGCGUGGAAACUAUGGAAUGAAGGGAAUCCACUGGAACUAAUGGAUGAAUUCAUGGAGGACUCAUUUUCGGCGAAUGAGGUGGUGAGAUGCAUCCAAGUCGGUCUUCUAUGCGUGCAGCAACGAACAGAAGACAGGCCUAUGAUGUCCUCUGUGGUAAUGAUGUUGAGCAAUGAGAGUACACUGUUAUCCAAACCAAAAGAACCUGGCUUUUGUGCUGAGAUUUUAGGCACAGAUACAUCAAGUGGGAAAAAUUUGUGCACAGCCCAUGAAUUAACUGUCACUGCUUUAUCUGGAAGAUAGCCUGCUUCAGUAUUAAUGGAAUAUAUAAACAUUCAUUUUUGUCCCAAUCAUAUAUACUUGUACUCAUUAUCCAUUACGGUUUUCAAGGUUUACUGAAACUUACAAUUCUUGGUU